Molecule: messenger RNA, 669 nt
Organism: Protopolystoma xenopodis
Lineage: Eukaryota; Metazoa; Platyhelminthes; Monogenea; Polystomatidea; Polystomatidae
Source: the annotation of a GenBank genome assembly
AUGGCGGUCUACUGGUGGCUUGAUGAUGAAUGCAAACGACUGCCCAAGGCUCUCAAGGACUGGCCUGCCUACACUGAUCUUGAGAAGACGAUCAAUGACUUCAACGAAAAGGUGCCCUUACUCGAGAUGAUGACGAACAAGGCGAUGAAGCCACGGCAUUGGCAGCGGCUGACCGAUUUGACCAACUACACCUACGAUGUUGACUCGGAGAACUUUACGCUAAAGAAUAUGCUUGACGCUCCGCUGCUCGACGUAAAGGAUGACGUCGAGGACAUCUGCGUGUCAGCAGUGCGCGAGAAGGAUAUCGAGGCGAAGCUGAACGCUGUGAUGAAGGAUUGGGCAGCGCAAGACCUCAAGUUGGCCUCGUUUAAGAACCGUGGAGAGCUGCUGUUGAAGGGGGAUAGAGUGGGAGAAAUUAUCCCAAUGCUCGAAGACUCUUUGAUGGUGCUUAGUUCCUUAAUGAGCAACAGGUCAGUAGUAUUAUUCCUCGGCCUCAAAACUCAUAGGAUUUAUUUGAAUGCCAGAGAACGAUUGCUUUCAUCAACUUUCGAUGAUUGUCAGCACUGCUAUCGCAUUUGUAACUCAGAUGAUAUUACUGAUAAAACUACUCAUAAGAUUAGAAAGUUAGCUGAUUUCGGUUGCUCAAGAUGCGGUAGCACUAACAGUUGA